Molecule: messenger RNA, 5861 nt
Organism: Scomber scombrus (Atlantic mackerel)
Lineage: Eukaryota; Metazoa; Chordata; Actinopteri; Scombriformes; Scombridae
Product: LIM and calponin homology domains-containing protein 1-like
Exons: 27
Coding region: 47-3769 (1240 amino acids)
Biological process (GO): positive regulation of stress fiber assembly; regulation of focal adhesion assembly
Cellular component (GO): stress fiber
Molecular function (GO): myosin II head/neck binding
Source: RefSeq, a predicted model, not a curated record
UUGUUUUUUACACAUUUAAUACUUGCAGAGCAGAGCUUCCUCGCCAAUGGCAAGUCCGGUUGCAGACAUAGGACAGUCUCAUCAGCAUCACCCUGUGACCGAGUCGGCCGCAGACUCCGCUUUUCAAGAGGCGCAGAAAUGGAUCGAGGCUGUGACAGGAAGAUGCUUUGGUGACAAAGACUUCAGAGGAGGGUUGGAGAAUGGGAUACUGCUGUGCGAGUUGCUAAGCUCAAUUAAACCUGGCCUGGUGAAGAAAAUCAACAGACUUCCAACACCUAUAGCUGGCCUGGACAACCUGAGUGUGUUUCUGCGCGGCUGUGAGGAGUUAGGACUGAAGGGCUCUCAGCUGUUUGACCCUGGAGACCUGCAGGACACGUCAACACGCCCCACCGCCAAGGGAAGUGACUGCAACCGAAAGCUAAAGAAUGUUCUAAUCACCAUCUACUGGCUGGGUCGAGCUGCCAACGGCUGUACCUCCUACAACGGGCCCACGCUGGACCUGAAAGAGUUUGAGGGCCUGCUGUCACAGAUGCGAAAGGAGGUGGAGGAGGCAGAGAGCCCUAAACGUAGCAUCCGGGACAGUGGCUACAUCGACUGCUGGGACUCCGAACGCAGCGACUCCCUCUCCCCGCCACGCCACGGCCGCGAGGACUCGUUCGACAGCCUGGACUCCUUCGGCUCACGCUCACGACAGACCCCGUCGCCAGACGUCCUGGUCGCCCGCGGCAGCAGCGAUGGCCGCGGCAGUGACUCAGAGUCCGACGGCGCCCCCCACCGGAAGAUGCCAGACGUCCGUAAAGACGACAUGUUGGCGCGGCGGACCUCAGUCAGCGAGCCCCGGACCGCCAUGCCUUUUAACCAGUACCUGCCCAAUAGGAGCAACCAGAGUGGAUAUUUGCCAAACCCGCUCCGCAAGAAGAAGAGCGACAAAGACGAGGGAGGACGCAAGAGCUGGAGUACAGCCACUUCACCUAUAGGGGGAGACAGACCUUUCAGCACUCCAGCUCGCUCGUGCUCAGAGGAACUCUUCCACCAUCCGUCGACCCUAGCGGCAAACGCCACAGCAGCAUCUGUGGUCGCGACAAGCCCCGUCAACACACCUGGGAAACAUCCACCUGUUCCAGAGAGAGAGAAGGCCGGGGCGAGGAAGGGUGACGUCGGCGCUCCAUUACUCGCAGAUGCAGAGCGAGAUGAUAAGCGGGCCCGUCGUGCGCUGACGCCACCCAAACACAUCAGCAUCCCGAGCCCAUCCCACUUCCUUCCUGUGCCCGCUGCCGUGGCAACCGCUACAGCUGCACCGACGGAUACAGGACGUCGGAAGGGAAGGGCGCUGAGUGAAAGUGACAACCUGCAAGGAGGGACAUCUUGGUUGGACAGCAAUCCUCCAGCAACAUUCAGCCACACAGAUAGUGUGUCAGGUGACCCACAGAGUGUGAGUAUGAUCGACAUGCGUAGCGAGGAGGAGGCCAUGUUGCAGCCCCACAGUCAGGUGCGUCAUGAACUGAUGCACAACCAGUACAACAGGUUGAAGGAAGAGGAGGAUCACUGGCAGGAUGACCUGGCCCGAUGGAAAAACAGACGGAGGAGUAUUUCCCAGGAUCUGAUCAAGAAGGAGGAGGAGAGGAAAAUGAUGGAGCAUUUGUUGACAGGAGAUGGCUGUAUCUCCCAAAGGAGGAGGAGCAUCAAAACCUACAGAGAGAUAGUGGAGGACAAGGAGCGUCGAGAGGAGGAGCUGCGGUUGGCUUACAGGAGGGCCAGAACCCCGGAGGAGGCGACUGUCAUCCUCAACCGUUACGCCCAGCGUUUCUCCAUCAGCGAGUCAGUGCUGGAACGCCUGCAGCUGCCAAAGCUCCUGGACCGCAGCAUAUCCGCUGACCCUUCCUUCCCUACAUCACCCUUAUCACUCUCCCUUUCCCUGUCCUCCUCCCCGACGACCCCAGAUCCCUUUGAUAUGGACCCUAACGGGCCCUUGAAGUAUCUGCGGCAGCAGUCCGCCCCAGCUCCAAAGUUCACAUCUACACUGGAGGCGCGAAUCGAGGAGUUUCCCAAAGACUCGUCCACACACCCGCGGCACCAGAUUCGCUCACAUUCGUCUGAGCCACCAUCCACCCGAGCCCUGUCACCCAAACCGGUGCCUUUGCUCACGCCCAAGCCUUACAUCCACCACCGGCCCGCAGUGGUUGAACCAUUGUCCAGCAAGGCGGAUGGUUUGCUCCGAGUCAACGGCAACAUAGGAAGUGACGAUGUUCCAACCACACCUGAGAGUCAAGGAAGGGAAUCUCCUCCUCAUUUCCAAGCCUCCCCUUCCAAAACCAGCAACAGCACUGUAGACGUUCCCUCGUCAACAGCCUCGCCCGCACACAGUACACACGCCUCCCCUGGAAGAGGAGGAAGCCCAGUGUCGACAAAGUCCGCAGAGACACCGGGUGGCACAGAGUCGCCAUCUGAAGGCGUCGAAGAAGGGAAAGUCACAGAGCAUUCGACGCCACCGAGCCGGCCCACCUCACUCCCAACGGAAUUGCAGAAACCAGAGGAAAGCUUCGAGAAGAGUGGAGGUCAGACAGCAGCUGCUCCAGAGGAGAAAAAGUCAAAUGCUGCAGAUCAACAAACAGCACCUGCAGAAACACAUCAAAAACAAGAGAAGAUUGAGCAAAACAUCUCCAAUCUUGCCCAAUCAGAGGUCAGCACACACGAAAGUCAGCCAGUAACUUCACAGAUCUGCAGUUCUCUGGAGUGGUCUCAGAGAAAGGAGAUUGUACAGAGCGUCACUGCUUCGGCAUCAUCUGGAUACGACCUGCCAAGUGAAACAACAGAAGACUUUGCAAACAGUGUCAGGUCUCCGUCUGCAACCAGCAACCCUAAGUUACGCUGGGACUUCUUCGCUCCAGCAGAGGAAGCAGAGAAGGAUCGCCGUGGCAACGAGAAGUACCAGCGUGAGCAGGAGAAGCUGAAGGAGGAGUGGGAGAAAGCUCAGAGGGAGGUGGCCGAGGAGGAGAGGAAGUACCAUGAGGAGGAGCGUAGGAUACUGGAGGAGACUGUGGCGCCUCUGACUCCCCGUUCAUCAGCCCUGCCCUCCCCCAGCCGAGGGGAGCUCUCCUCCACCUCGCAGCCUCAGGACGCCAUCGUCCGCUCACUCGCCGACUGGGAACGCAAGCAGGAAAUGUUGGAGAAUCAGUCGAGAGAAAGCACAGAGAGCGUGGAAUGGAAACGAAGAGAAAACGACAGGACCAGUGACAUCAGCACUGCUGACGACAGCAUGAAAACAGGCAGAAGCUCGGUGAGCCAGAGCAGCAGUCAGGUCGAGAUGUUCGGUCACAGUCUGCAGAACGGCCAGAAGCUUCCCUCGGUGCCGGCCAAAACCUCAACUCCUGUCAAGAAACAACAAGAGCUCAAAGCAGACAGCAACAAGCCCAGCCGGCCUUCAGGAGACCGCAGGAGCAGCCCCAUUGAUAAUAACAUGGGCUGCAACUCAUCAAAGCCCCCCGCAGCAUGUCCUCCAACUCCAGACACAGUGCCUCCAGCACCCAAUAGGUCCGUCAGUGGGAAGAAGCUGUGCUCCAGCUGUGGGCAGCCAUUAGGGAAGGGGGCGGCAAUGAUUAUAGAGACCCUCAGCCUCUACUUCCACAUUCAUUGCUUUAAGUGCGGAGUGUGUAAGGGACAGCUAGGCGACACGACCACGGGGACAGACGUCCGAAUUAGGAACGGCCUCCUCAACUGCCACCAGUGCUACAUCCGCUCCCGCUCGGCCGGACAGCCAACCACGUUGUGACGCUCGACAGAAAAGCACAAGGUUCACGGAAGAAAUCUCAUCCCUGUUUAACCAGAUUAUCUGCAAAAUCAUGUCCUUCAAAGCGUGUCGGGGUUUUUUUUUUGCAUCCUCCGCAGCUCAAUAACCAACGAAGAUUCAUCACUUGGGUCAAACAGAGAUCUGUGGACAGUCAAAAAAAAAAGAAAAAAUCUAUUCUUUGUGUGUAUGUCAUCUGAUAUGUGAGUGAAAUGAAUCAAACUCUGGAUUCGAUUGGUCCUCAUAACACCACACAGACUCUAUUAUAUCAUGCAGCAAGAGAGAGAGAGACUGUUUUGGGGGGCAGCGGCCAUUUUAACAAAACAUUUACAGAUGCUUCAAACACAGGAAGGCUCUGUCAACGUCCUGUCGCUCAGGUGUUGAUUAUCAGAUUUUACUUUCCUGGUUUGGAAAAGAAAUGUGAAAAAUUCACCAUUCAGUUCCAUAAAAUGGAAAUGCAGUAUAUCACAGUAACGUAAUCGCUUCUUUUUUUAUCAUUUAAGAAACAUUUUCUUAAUUUGGAGUGAUAGGAAUAAAAAGAUAACCGAAUGUGGCGUCAGGCAGCUCAGAUUGGUAUUUUUUAAUUUCUCAUAACAGGCUGGAUCUGGAAAAAUAUGAAUAAUUUUAUGCCCCUGCAAUGAAGUGUGAGAUUAAAACAAAAUAUUACUAACACAGUUCUUUUAUGAAUAGCAAUAAAGGUCACUAUAAACACACUAUUUAGAUCCACAGAUGAAAUAUAUUCAGAAAAUCCCUAUUUGUUGAACCUUUGGCCCACACAGUGACCUCUUGUGUCUCUCAUUCUGUGCUCAAAAUAAAAUUAGCUUCUGAUAUAAAUACAUAUUAUGAAUGUAGUUUCAUCAUUAGGGCAAUAACAUGACUUGUGAGCUGUUCUCGUGCUUUGGGUCACAUCAGGUUGUUCCUCGCCAGCCUGUCAGCUUGGAAAGUCAGGACUUUAAUGUGCCUUAAGAAAGCAAGGUGAUGCAGGAAAGAAACACCAGCUGUAUGGUGUUUUAUUUCUUUUUUUAUUAUAAUUAUAAUGAUUAUGAUUAUUUUGGGUAGAGGGAGGGAUUUUGGCCAAAUUUUACCUUUUAAACUGCAGACAGACGGGCUGCAGCCCUCCCGUAUACAACGCGCUUUACUUCAGUUGGUAAGUACUUAUUUUCACAUAAACACCCUUUACUUAAUUUCCCACAUGUGACUCCUCUGUGAUUUGCAGUGAUAAAUCCUGUGCAAAGGAAUACAUUUGUUGUCUAUUUGGAAAAGAAAAAAAAACACAGUAUAGAUUAAAUAUAUACUGCAGGGGAAACCAUUGAUUUAAUUUUGAAUGUUGUUUUAUUCUAGGGCAAUAUAGACUUCUGUAUGCUAUUAAUUGAGGUAAUUUUGAUAAUUGCUCAGUGGUAGGAUUCAUUCAUUUAAAAUAAAAAUUAAAAAAAUAAAAAUGAAAUAAAAAAUAAAAACACAAAUAUCACCAAUACAUGUUACAUCUAGUUAAUCAGCAGAGGUUAAUAUUGAACACACAUACCAGCAGUUGCACCUGUGCAAUAUUUGGUUGGAUGAAACUAAAGAUCUGUGCCGCCAGCUGGAUAUUUUUAAGUCACUUGCUUCUUCUUUUUUUUCUGAAAUUGUAUGAGAAGAGCUCGGUUAUGUAUUGUGGAUGUUUAAAAAAAAUGCACGUUUAAGCCUAAAACCAAAUGAUUUGCUCAAUGAAAGCAAACUAGCAGCCUCCUCCUCCUCUUCCUCAACUGCGUCCUAUAGCCAAGCUUUUCCUCCGGGUUCAUUUCUCUGAUCUACAGUAUUUUUAAGCUUCUGUUCUAAUUGUGUGUUUAGUUUUUUUUUUUUUUUCUUCUUUUUUUUAAAUCCUCAUUUAGAUAACAAAUAAAUCUCGGCUGAGUCUCUUAUAGCGGGAUCUUUGAGACGGAGCUCUAUAUUCAGACGGUCUUCUUUAACAUGGAUAGUUGGGGAAUGAAAAACCUUUUACGUCUGUUCUGUAUUUAUUGUAAUAUUCACCUGAACACUAUCCGAAAUAUAAAUACAUUUGAUGUCCAAAUGCGAUGGCAUUGAUAGCAUACUGUAUGUU